CUUUUAUAUAAGCACAGUUCUCAGAUGUUUCUAUAUAUAUAUAUAUAUAUGUAUGUGUAGAUGUAUGUAAGUUGAUAUUGUCGGCGCAGACUUUGACAGGAAAUUCCAGCGUGUUCUAUGAUUCUUCUUCUUAUUUUGGAGAGCUUUGAUGGAAGAGAAGAGACUAGAUUUCGACCGGCCGCUCCUAUCCAUUAGAAGGCCUUCGUCUACGCCAACCUCGGAGCCGGGGAACAGAACAAGAUCUCAUGAUUCAGCAGCACCAAAGAUGCUUACUCCUCCUGUUUACAAGUCUGACAUAAGAUCGGGUCCUGUCAGGAACCCCGGAACAGUUCCCUUUCAGUGGGAACACAAACCGGGAAAACCCAAAGACGAUAACAAAUCAGAUUCGCAAGUUCUUGAGCAGCAGCCACGCUUGGUGCCGAAGCUUCCGCCGGGUAGGACGUUGAAUGUUAGAGAGAAUGGUUCCGGGAGGAAGGCUGAAACUGAAGUUGUUGUUCAGACAAAACAUGGGAACGCUGCCAUUGCAGAGAAUGCGAGAAGUUCUUCUCGCUCUGAGUACGACGAUUGUGACGGUAACGAGGCCUAUGUGGAUGUCAUUGACACGCUUUCAAGAUCUGAAUCAUUCUUCUUGAACUGCAGUGUAAGUGGUGUAAGCGGGUUGGAUGGUCCGAACCUGCAUCCCUUCUUAUCUGAUCCGAGGACUCGGGAUUUCAUGAUGGGGAGGUUCUUGCCCGCAGCGAAAGCAUUAGCUUCAGAAACACCUCCACAUCUUACUAGAAAACCGCCUCUACCGAAAGAACAGCCAUGGCAGAUCAAGAAGGAGGUCGUGCCCAAGAUUAAUAUGAAGCAUACGAAAACAGUUCAGAGACAUUUUCUGGUUCAACAGCAGGAGAGAUGGGAGGAUAGCGGAGACGAGGAGGAGGAUGAUGAGUCUGUUACACGCAAAAGCACAAUGCCUGGAGUCUGUGGAUUACUACCUCAGAUUUGCUUGAAAAGCUCUUUCGGGGUUUUGAACCCGGUGCCAUCCAUGAGAGCGCAGGCCCAAAGAGCUGUUUCUGUACGUAGUCGGCCUUCUAAUCAUCCGAACUCGAUACGUUGCCAUGAAAAUGAGAACAAGCACGGUAACGGAGCUCGACAUGAACAAAGGUUAAGUCCGAGAUGUCAGAAAACAGAGAUGCAGGAAGUUAAGAUGAAGUCGAAUACCGAAGCUAAGCAAAGCCCGUGUGGAAGAACAGCUCAGAAACCAAAUGGGUCAUCAGCUCCGCAAGGUGAGGAGGCAUUCGCAGUAGCAACUUUUAUCUCACAAGAGAAGGAAAAAGCUGAGAAUUAUGUUCAUGUCUCAAUGGAUAAUCCACGUACGAAAACCAGCAAAAACUUCGGAGAGCUGUUGGCUAGUGACGAUAAUAGAUGGGAACCUUGCCAUGACAGUCCUGUGUCUGAGAAAACUCUGUAUGUAGACACUGUACAUACCGUAAGAUCCCCAAAGACAGACGCAAAGGUACAAGCAGAGUUCGAGAGCCCUUCAAUGGAGGAUCUUCAAGUUAAGGAUGUCCAAGAAUUGUCUGACAUUACAGUUGACGAGCCUCCAGUCCAAGAGUUCAGCGAAUGCAGAAGCAGAAAAGAGAAUGAACACGAGCAGGCUACUGUUCCAUUACAAGGAAUCGAUCUGGAAGUCCAAACGCAGAAAAGCUCGAGUCCUUCUGAUGAAAGCUCCAACGGCUAUCAACAACAGCUUCUUCCUCCGCCAUUACCAAAAGCUCCUUCAGACUCUUGGCUGAAACGUACGUUGCCUACAAUGCCGCCGUCAAAGAACCCGUCGACAUGGAUUUCUCUUGGUAAUGCUGAAACCUUCUCCAAGAUUCAAGCUUUCCAUCUCCAGAUCUCUCCAGCAAAUCCCACGUGGGAAACCAUGGUGAAAACGUCCAACUCUAAGCAAGGGCUCGUCCAAUUCUCCAAGGAGAAACUCAACCCUAUACCUGAGGCAUAAUCGCCAUUGGAGAAUGGCAGAGGAAGGAGGAGAAAGUUCAGAACAGAAACAGUGAAGUUUUGCUUUUUUUUUUUUUUUAAUUACUUGUAAAUUUGAACAUAUCUGCUGCAAUAAAAAGGUGAAAAUUCUUGA
This is a messenger RNA of Tarenaya hassleriana, 2119 nucleotides long. RefSeq lists its product as uncharacterized. The coding region runs from base 149 to 1987 and encodes 612 amino acids. The record is from RefSeq and is a predicted model, not a curated record. The transcript is spliced from 4 exons. Lineage: Eukaryota; Viridiplantae; Streptophyta; Magnoliopsida; Brassicales; Cleomaceae.